Molecule: messenger RNA, 1145 nt
Organism: Vitis riparia (riverbank grape)
Lineage: Eukaryota; Viridiplantae; Streptophyta; Magnoliopsida; Vitales; Vitaceae
Product: ethylene-responsive transcription factor ERF038-like
Exons: 2
Coding region: 44-751 (235 amino acids)
Biological process (GO): regulation of DNA-templated transcription
Molecular function (GO): DNA-binding transcription factor activity; DNA binding
Source: RefSeq, a predicted model, not a curated record
UCUGUGUUAAGAUCUAAGAACCCUAACCCACUUCUAUCUCCCUAUGGAACAAGAAGAACCCAAUAUAGAGUUUGAGGAUCAAAAACCGUCCCUCUCCUCCUCCUCCUCCUCCUCCUCUACCCUGAUAUCCACAAAGGUUCCCUUACCUGUCACGGUACAACAAGGCACUAGGGGAAACCAAGUUGUGAGAACUAGUAGUAAGAGUAGGAAGGAGGUCAAGGAUGGAACAAGAGUGAAUGAUGGGAAGGGCAGGGCGUAUCGGGGAGUACGAAUGCGGAAUUGGGGCAAAUGGGUGUCGGAGAUUCGAGAGCCCAAGAAGAAUUCAAAAAUAUGGCUGGGGACUUUUCCCAAUGCAGAAAUGGCGGCUCUGGCCCAUGAUGUAGCUUCGCUCAGUCUUAAAGGUCACACAGCUUAUCUCAAUUUCCCUGAGCUGGCUCAAGGGCUCCCCCGUCCGACCACCGCCUCACCAAAAGAUAUCAGAGCUGCAGCUGUCAAGGCGGCCACCUUACACUACCCAAGAAGCCAUGAACCUCAUCAAGCCGCGCUAAUGGGUCCAUACUCCUCAGGUCCUAGUGUGAGAUCUAAUAUCCUUCAAGAAUCAUCAACUUCACCAAUAACAGAAGAUGAUGACGCAUUUCUUGACCUUCCCGAUCUCUUCCCUGAACUACCCGAUCCCUUUCUCGAUGUCGGCCAUUUGGAGCUGGCUGGGACUGAGCCCAUCAGCACCAGGUUUGAUCACCAUCACUUUUAACUUCCAAAAGUCUGCCACAUUUGGUGAUCACAAAUGGUUUCUCUCUCCGAGUUCAUUAGCAUGCAAGUUCAGGUUGUUGUUGCAUAAAAGUUGUAGCUAGCUAAUAGAUCGCCAUUUCUGCUUGGUUUUACAUGGACAUACCUUCAUUGCUGCCCUUCAAGUUUGUCACGAGAGGUCCGAUCAACCCUCCCCUCCUUCUCACUUGUGAACGUAUAUGAAUAAGAAAUUAAACGAUCAGAAAACGUCCAUGUGCAUGAGUGAGGCUGCGGUAGAUUCUUCAAGGUUCCAUACAUUUGAGUCGUCUCAAGUAAGUUUGUUUUUUUAGUUUUUCCAAGAAAAUAAAUGUACCAUGUAGGAAUGAAAUAUAGUAUAUAAACCGCCUCUUUCAAAGCCA